UUUAUAUAUAAUAUCUGACACUCUAGUUGAUUAGUUAGCACUUAGCAUUAGUAGUACUUGUUAUUAUUGUUAUUUCAUAUUGUCAGAUCCUGCUUCAUUUCUUAACUUGUGAAGCAUUCAGAUACAACUGAUGCCCAUUUCCUAAAAUGCAGGUUCUGAUAUGGAUUUUCAAGUUCUUGGUCAUUCUUUCAAUCAUUUGUUUUUCUUUGCAAGGAGCGCCAGCAUGCUCAGACGUCGACAGAGCUGCCCUUCUUGGGUUUAAAGGCGUGAUCUUUAAGGACACAACUGGGAUUUUGGCCUCUUGGGUAGGGAAGGAUUGCUGUGAUGGAGGUUGGGAAGGAGUUGAAUGCAAUCCGGGAACGGGGAGAGUGACACAGUUGCAAUUGCAGAGGCCAGAGGGGGAUGCUUCUAAAUUCAUGAAGGGCAGUCUGUCUUCUUCUCUUGGUGAAUUAAGGUUCUUGGAAGUGAUGAUUAUCAGUGGGAUGAAAAGAAUCGGAGGAAGCAUUCCUGAAAGCUUCUCGAAUCUUACUAGCCUCACGCAACUAGUGUUGGAAGACAAUGUACUUGAGGGCAACAUUCCUUUGAGUUUAGGUCAGUUGCCCUCUCUCAUGGUAAUAUCAUUAAGUGGCAACCAUUUGACUGGUACUAUUCCCCCAGCCUUUGGGAAUUUAAGAAACAUUGUCCAGCUUACGUUAGCGAGAAACUUCCUUCAAGGUCCUAUCCCAGUCGGAAUUAAGAAUCUCCUCAGUUUACAGUAUCUUGAUCUUAGUCACAAUUCCUUGUCUGGGUUCAUCCCACUUUACAUAGGCCAAUUCAAAAAACUGACGUUCCUUGAUUUUUCCAACAAUCAAUUAUCAGGUGAAAUUCCCGCGUCAUUAGGCAGUCUAGCAAGUCUUUCAGACUUGUCUUUAAGCAAUAAUCAAUUCACUGGGAGGAUCCCGGAUGAAAUUGGACAUCUGAAAUCCCUUACCAGUCUGUCAUUGAGCUUGAACAAGCUUAGUGGUCAAAUUCCCGAAACUUUAUCACAUUUACAGAACCUAUGGUACCUCAACUUAUCAAGUAAUGCUCUUUCAGAUCCUUUGCCUAUUGCCUUUGACAAGGGCAUCCCUUCAUUGUUAUCUGUAGAUUUGUCUCACAACAAGCUUAACUUAGGGACAGUUCCUGUAUGGAUUACUAAUAGGGAACUCUCUGAUAUCAAAUUAGCCGGAUGCAACCUUAAUGGAACACUCCCAGCCUUCACAAAACCAAAUUCCUUGACCACCAUCGAUCUAUCUGAAAACCAUUUCACUGAUGGGAUUUCAAAUUUCUUCACUAGAAUGUCUCGCCUGCACAAGGCCAAGUUAUCGAACAAUCAACUGAAGUCUGAUCUCUCUCUGAUCACCUUGCCAACAGGACUUACCUCUCUUGAUCUCCAUUCUAACCAACUAUUUGGGUCUCUUUCAAGUAUAUUGAACAAGACAAGCAACUCAAUGCAAACUAUUGAUUUGACAAACAAUCAAAUUUCUGGCAAUCUUCCAGAGUUUACCGAAGGCUCAAGUUUAACUUCGCUCAGCAUCGGGAGCAAUAAGAUCUCUGGCCAAAUUCCUAAUUCUAUCUCAAACCUAGUUAUGCUUCAAAGGUUAGACAUUUCAAGAAAUCAAGUAACAGGCCCAAUACCUGCAAGCUUAGGGUUGUUGCUCAAGUUGCAAUGGUUAGACCUGUCCAUCAAUACACUUGAAGGGAAAAUUCCAGUAAGCUUGCUAGAUAUCGAGAAGCUAAGUCAUGCAAAUUUCAGGGCAAACAAAUUAUGUGGCAUGAUUCCACAAGGAAAACCGUUUAAUACUUUCCCUUCAACUGCUUAUGGGCACAAUCUGUGCUUAUGCGGCAAGCCAUUGCCACCAUGCAAGGAAAUGGACAAUGAAAGAUGAAGCAACAAAAUGCUUGUUAAAUUUAAAGAAAGUAGAGAUUGUGCUCAUUACUCAUAUCAUAUGAGCAUUUAAGAACUUUGUGCAGGCCUAUUUAGUAGCUUACAUUUUUUUCCUUGACUUGUUAAUUUAAUUGAACAAAUAAAUCACAUGUAUAUGAUUUUACUUCCUA
Daucus carota subsp. sativus is the source of this 2076-nucleotide messenger RNA. RefSeq names its product LRR receptor-like serine/threonine-protein kinase FLS2. NCBI's taxonomy places the organism in Eukaryota, Viridiplantae, Streptophyta, Magnoliopsida, Apiales, Apiaceae. The record is from RefSeq and is a predicted model, not a curated record. The coding region runs from base 147 to 1907 and encodes 586 amino acids. Gene Ontology annotation, molecular function: protein binding. The transcript has a single exon.